CAAAAAAAAAAAGUAAUUAAACCUAGUCAACAAAUUGUAUAGAUUGUUCUAAGAUGAAAAAUAAGGAAAGUAUAAUUUCAACAAACCAGUCAGAUUUCAGCACAGAAUGAAAAUGAAAGAAUAAUACUAAUCAGAUUUUAUUUUUUUACUAAAGAUAGUAAUAAAUUCAUGACUUACAAGAGAAGUUUUAGUCCCUUACACACACACAUAUAUAUACUUGACCCAUAUAAACAAUAAACACAAACGUCCAAAAGCAAAUCCAAAAGUUGAAUCUUAAUUAACGUAUAGGUUGAGAGAAACAAAACGUUCUCCGACGAAGAAAUGGCUUCUUCUUCUCAUUGUUUCUUGAUCGUUUCAGUGGCACUUCUAUUGCAAGUUCUCGUAUCCCCUGUUUCGGCAUUAACCUUAACCUCCACAAAAUACAUCGAUAAACUAUGCCAGAUGCCAUUAGUCGACAGUAAACCCUUCUGUUUGCAAACAUUGAGUGCCUAUCCUCCUGCUGCUUCUGCCACUGGCUUGCUCCCACUUGCGUCAGCCGUGAUCCGCGGCAUUGUCCUACCGCAAGCCAAGAAGUCGGCGAGUUUUGCAGAUGAAGCAGCAAAAAAGGAGCCGAACUUGAAGACACAGUUCCAGACGUGCAAAGAGGCCUAUGAAAGUAUUGGAGAUUCUCUCAUGAGCGCUCUUGAAGAACUCAAGCGCUCUCCAAAUGUCGCAACCUAUGAUGUAAUGACUUGUACCGACCACACAAGCCAAGUGAAGAAUUUGGUCGGUAAAAACAGAGACGUGGCUUCGAAGACUCUCAUAGAGAUGACAAUGCAAAUGGAGAAGCUCCUUCCUCUCGCUCUUGGAUCCACACAAGUUGUUGGCGGGUGAAGACGAAGAUGAUAACAUAUACCAUCGUACUUAUCUUAAUAUAUUAUUAAAA
Messenger RNA from Arabidopsis lyrata subsp. lyrata, 925 nucleotides. RefSeq lists its product as uncharacterized. Bases 322 to 873 code for a protein of 183 amino acids. The record is from RefSeq and is a predicted model, not a curated record. NCBI's taxonomy places the organism in Eukaryota, Viridiplantae, Streptophyta, Magnoliopsida, Brassicales, Brassicaceae. Gene Ontology annotation, molecular function: enzyme inhibitor activity. The transcript is spliced from 2 exons.